This is a messenger RNA of Spodoptera litura, 4307 nucleotides long. The record is from RefSeq and is a predicted model, not a curated record. NCBI's taxonomy places the organism in Eukaryota, Metazoa, Arthropoda, Insecta, Lepidoptera, Noctuidae.
AUGACGGAGGUCAGUACCGAGCGAGUACAGUGCGCGGCCCCCAGGUGGUGUGCGGGCCCGGCGCCCUGCAGGACGAGCCGGCCCUGGAGGGCGCGCUGGCCGCCGCCGCGCUGGCGCCCGCCGACCUGUGCUACCGCCGCGUCACGCGCGUCGGCCGCGUGCUGCGCGCGCUGGCCCGCGCGCAGCACAUCAGGCAGCACCACGGCCUGCCGCCAGGGGACUGCGCCGUCCUGCCGGCAGAGGAUCUCAUACAGGUACACUCAGGCAGCACCACGGCCUGCCGCCAGGGGACUGCGCCGUCCUGCCGGCAGAGGAUCUCAUACAGGUACACUCAGGCAGCACCACGGCCUGCCGCCAGGGGACUGCGCCGUCCUGCCGGCAGAGGAUCUCAUACAGGUACACUCAGGCAGCACCACGGCCUGCCGCCAGGGGACUGCGCCGUCCUGCCGGCAGAGGAUCUCAUACAGGUACACUCAGGCAGCACCACGGCCUGCCGCCAGGGGACUGCGCCGUCCUGCCGGCAGAGGAUCUCAUACAGGUACACUCAGGCAGCACCACGGCCUGCCGCCAGGGGACUGCGCCGUCCUGCCGGCAGAGGAUCUCAUACAGGUACACUCAGGCAGCACCACGGCCUGCCGCCAGGGGACUGCGCCGUCCUGCCGGCAGAGGAUCUCAUACAGGUACACUCAGGCAGCACCACGGCCUGCCGCCAGGGGACUGCGCCGUCCUGCCGGCAGAGGAUCUCAUACAGGUACACUCAGGCAGCACCACGGCCUGCCGCCAGGGGACUGCGCCGUCCUGCCGGCAGAGGAUCUCAUACAGGUACACUCAGGCAGCACCACGGCCUGCCGCCAGGGGACUGCGCCGUCCUGCCGGCAGAGGAUCUCAUACAGGUACACUCAGGCAGCACCACGGCCUGCCGCCAGGGGACUGCGCCGUCCUGCCGGCAGAGGAUCUCAUACAGGUACACUCAGGCAGCACCACGGCCUGCCGCCAGGGGACUGCGCCGUCCUGCCGGCAGAGGAUCUCAUACAGGUACACUCAGGCAGCACCACGGCCUGCCGCCAGGGGACUGCGCCGUCCUGCCGGCAGAGGAUCUCAUACAGGUACACUCAGGCAGCACCACGGCCUGCCGCCAGGGGACUGCGCCGUCCUGCCGGCAGAGGAUCUCAUACAGGUACACUCAGGCAGCACCACGGCCUGCCGCCAGGGGACUGCGCCGUCCUGCCGGCAGAGGAUCUCAUACAGGUACACUCAGGCAGCACCACGGCCUGCCGCCAGGGGACUGCGCCGUCCUGCCGGCAGAGGAUCUCAUACAGGUACACUCAGGCAGCACCACGGCCUGCCGCCAGGGGACUGCGCCGUCCUGCCGGCAGAGGAUCUCAUACAGGUACACUCAGGCAGCACCACGGCCUGCCGCCAGGGGACUGCGCCGUCCUGCCGGCAGAGGAUCUCAUACAGGUACACUCAGGCAGCACCACGGCCUGCCGCCAGGGGACUGCGCCGUCCUGCCGGCAGAGGAUCUCAUACAGGUACACUCAGGCAGCACCACGGCCUGCCGCCAGGGGACUGCGCCGUCCUGCCGGCAGAGGAUCUCAUACAGGUACACUCAGGCAGCACCACGGCCUGCCGCCAGGGGACUGCGCCGUCCUGCCGGCAGAGGAUCUCAUACAGGUACACUCAGGCAGCACCACGGCCUGCCGCCAGGGGACUGCGCCGUCCUGCCGGCAGAGGAUCUCAUACAGGUACACUCAGGCAGCACCACGGCCUGCCGCCAGGGGACUGCGCCGUCCUGCCGGCAGAGGAUCUCAUACAGGUACACUCAGGCAGCACCACGGCCUGCCGCCAGGGGACUGCGCCGUCCUGCCGGCAGAGGAUCUCAUACAGGUACACUCAGGCAGCACCACGGCCUGCCGCCAGGGGACUGCGCCGUCCUGCCGGCAGAGGAUCUCAUACAGGUACACUCAGGCAGCACCACGGCCUGCCGCCAGGGGACUGCGCCGUCCUGCCGGCAGAGGAUCUCAUACAGGUACACUCAGGCAGCACCACGGCCUGCCGCCAGGGGACUGCGCCGUCCUGCCGGCAGAGGAUCUCAUACAGGUACACUCAGGCAGCACCACGGCCUGCCGCCAGGGGACUGCGCCGUCCUGCCGGCAGAGGAUCUCAUACAGGUACACUCAGGCAGCACCACGGCCUGCCGCCAGGGGACUGCGCCGUCCUGCCGGCAGAGGAUCUCAUACAGGUACACUCAGGCAGCACCACGGCCUGCCGCCAGGGGACUGCGCCGUCCUGCCGGCAGAGGAUCUCAUACAGGUACACUCAGGCAGCACCACGGCCUGCCGCCAGGGGACUGCGCCGUCCUGCCGGCAGAGGAUCUCAUACAGGUACACUCAGGCAGCACCACGGCCUGCCGCCAGGGGACUGCGCCGUCCUGCCGGCAGAGGAUCUCAUACAGGUACACUCAGGCAGCACCACGGCCUGCCGCCAGGGGACUGCGCCGUCCUGCCGGCAGAGGAUCUCAUACAGGUACACUCAGGCAGCACCACGGCCUGCCGCCAGGGGACUGCGCCGUCCUGCCGGCAGAGGAUCUCAUACAGGUACACUCAGGCAGCACCACGGCCUGCCGCCAGGGGACUGCGCCGUCCUGCCGGCAGAGGAUCUCAUACAGGUACACUCAGGCAGCACCACGGCCUGCCGCCAGGGGACUGCGCCGUCCUGCCGGCAGAGGAUCUCAUACAGGUACACUCAGGCAGCACCACGGCCUGCCGCCAGGGGACUGCGCCGUCCUGCCGGCAGAGGAUCUCAUACAGGUACACUCAGGCAGCACCACGGCCUGCCGCCAGGGGACUGCGCCGUCCUGCCGGCAGAGGAUCUCAUACAGGUACACUCAGGCAGCACCACGGCCUGCCGCCAGGGGACUGCGCCGUCCUGCCGGCAGAGGAUCUCAUACAGGUACACUCAGGCAGCACCACGGCCUGCCGCCAGGGGACUGCGCCGUCCUGCCGGCAGAGGAUCUCAUACAGGUACACUCAGGCAGCACCACGGCCUGCCGCCAGGGGACUGCGCCGUCCUGCCGGCAGAGGAUCUCAUACAGGUACACUCAGGCAGCACCACGGCCUGCCGCCAGGGGACUGCGCCGUCCUGCCGGCAGAGGAUCUCAUACAGGUACACUCAGGCAGCACCACGGCCUGCCGCCAGGGGACUGCGCCGUCCUGCCGGCAGAGGAUCUCAUACAGGUACACUCAGGCAGCACCACGGCCUGCCGCCAGGGGACUGCGCCGUCCUGCCGGCAGAGGAUCUCAUACAGGUACACUCAGGCAGCACCACGGCCUGCCGCCAGGGGACUGCGCCGUCCUGCCGGCAGAGGAUCUCAUACAGAUGUACAUAGACUCGGACAGUAAGGAGCUCACAGAGUACGACUACAAGAAGGCGCUGGACCUCACUGACUUCGUACACGACAUGGAGAGACGGGACGACCUGCGGCUCAGGGUGUGGUGCGCGUGUAUCCUGGCCGACGAUUGGUCGUCGUGUCGCGUGGAUGCGCCGGCGCAGGAGUUGUCCGACAAGAUGUUCUUCCGGCUUAUUGACCUCGUGCAUCUUAUGGGCGCGGACGUGCAGGUGGUGCUGCCGGCGGCCGAGGACGUGCUGACGGCGCCCGAGCUGGCCGAGCUGGCCGGGGACGCCCGCGUGCACUACCUGAUCAAGUACGGGUACCAGUGUCUCAGCGCGCGCCACUGACCAGUAGCCCGUCGCAGGCGCAGAUACACCUAGCACUUACGUCAUCUCGUAUUUUUUAAAAUAAAUACAAUUGCAAUGAAACAACAACAGACACUUCAUUAUUGUUAUUGUCUUCAAUCUUCAAAGACGAAAUUCUGAUAAUUUAGAUGUAUUGCAGUAGCUGAGCGUAGCACCUCAGUAGAUAUGUCAUAAGUUUAAUAGAUAAUAAUAUUGUAGCAAACAUACACAAAUUUUAAUAUACCACAUUCUAAGUACCUUUGCAGAACUGUGCAGAACGUAUUCACUUUGAUUUCAUUUUAUUUGUAUUCAAAGUCAUAAAAUAGACAUAUAUUUUUAAACUUAUAAACACCAUAUUACGUAGUUGGCAACAAUUAAAAUACUAACAGUGAAAAUGGUAGACAUAUAAUAAACUAGCUUUCACCCGCGGCUUCGCUCGCGUCACAAAAGGAUAAAAAGUAGCCUGUGUGACAUAUACUAACACACACAGGGCAAUCUAUACCAAUACUUUUAUUUUCUCUCGGGAAUAUCAAAUAUUUCCGGGAUAAAAAGGACUCUAUUAUUUAAUCCAG